UUUUAAAAUAUCAACAUUGAUUUGUGGCAUAAGGCGAGCUAAUAAAAUAAAUAAGUCAAUAUAUAAACAAUAUUUGAAUUUGUGUUUAAAAAAGCUUAAAGAAUUACAUUAUUGACUUAAUACAGGAUAUCAGUAAAAAUAUAAUAUAAUCUCAAAAUCAAACAUUCACUAAUUAGAACAAAGGGACUGAAGAAGCCAUAAUUACUGCACCAAGCCAAAUAAAAACAAAACAAAAAAUUGACCAAUUAGCUCAGUAUAAAAAAGAAAGAAAUGAUAUAGAUGUGAUUAUAGAGACUCAUCAAUAUUCUGCCUCUGGACACAAGCCAAUAUAACUUUGAAGCAGAGAAAUUAGACGCUAACUAAGCUAAACUUUCACACUUUACUUAAGCCUCAUAUUGAGCAAGAUAGUUGUUGCAUCAAGUUUGGACCUAAUUACCCACAUAAUUGUGGUUGGACUGACCUAUCUAAAUAUUGUAUAAUCGGAUAAAGGGUUUAAGUAUAUAUAGAAACCUGGAGUUGAGACAUACAUACCAAAGAGUUGUUAUCCACCAUUAUGUGGUGAAGUGUGGAAUUAAUAGCAUGUCAAAAUAGGAGCCAAGAAGAAAGUCAUAAAAGGGAAAAAGUUUAUGAAAUACUAGACAUUAUUAAAAUAGUUUUCUAACCACGGAUGUGAGACUUUUUUCAAGUCACCUGAUACUGUAGACUAAAGGUAAAAGGUCAUAGCAACUGUAGAGGAAAUCUUACACAUUAUAGUGGAAGCGAACUAGAAAUAAUCAGCAGUCAUAAUACACCGAAUGAACACAAACACUUGGAAUAAAAACUUAUAAUAAUUGAACAUUAAAAUAGCGUGAAAGAAAAAGGAGACAUUUAAGCUGACCACACAACUAUUUAACCAACUGGCGCGUUUAGGGCAAGCAGACUGCAGCCACAUGUCAGUCGGCUACAAUAAAACCUUGAAUGGACUCAAUUAGUUCAGGUGAAAAAAUUUUGCCAUUCAUUUUCAACAUAUUGACUGGAACAGAAGGCCAGUGAAAACAUGAGCUGAUUAUAUACACAGAUACAUGGGACAAACAUUGCCAGGAGGCUGCCUUUAAUUUAAUUUGAAUUAAACCAAAGUGCCUGGCUUGAAUUUGAAUUAACAUGAGAUCUUAAAGGACACUCAGUGAACUUGAAGAUAUUCAUUCAUAAAGGAAACUUUAACAAAGCAGCUAUUGAAUUUAGUAUCAUAUAGGACAGCGUGUGUAAAGGAACUAUUUUCCAACAUGGGAGCUGCUAAUGGAAAAUUAGACGAUUUCACAUUAGAAGAUGGAUAUUUUACAAGGGGAUCAGAAGGAAGGAAUAGUUUCCUUAGGAAAAUAAAACCGAAUCCCCCUUGUAAUGUUACUAUCGUAGAUGUAACGGCUACUACUGUGACAUUAAAAUGGAAUAAACCAUUCAAUUAUCGUGAGCAUGGAGUGAUGGCUUAUAGGGUUGAAUAUCAGGCCUAUGGUCAAGAUACAUGGACUAUGUCAGCCUCUCAUUGUCAGCAACUGUCACAUCAGGUAAAAUACCUAAAGACAAAUACAAUAUACAAACUUAGAGUUAAAUCUUUAAGCCUCAAUGGAAAGAGCUAUGGCGCAGAGUCUGACUUUAUUCGCACUAAGGAGUUUUCGUCAAAUACUCUGAAAUCUGAGAUGUCACGGGAUUCAUAUAUCAGUGUUGAUUCGAAAGACUCUAGCUUUGAAUCUAUCGGAGAGGAAGAUCAGCGGCCAUCUACCCCUAUGUACUCUACCUCCACCCUACGUUUCCUCAAGCGUGCCUCAAUGAACAUGGAUACCUCCAAACAUCAUGGAUCCCCAAGAGGAUCCCUCAUGCUGGCCGAUAACCUGGUGCAUCAUAAGAAAGCCUCUGACUGGGUAAAUGACCAGGAUCUAGAAGCAGUUUCAGCGAGGGUACCCCUAGUUGAUCAGAGAUCGACCUCAGGGAGUGAACAAUGUGACUCUGACCCAGAAAGGGCCCCAGAUUCACCAGUCUUCCACAGAGCGUUCCGAAAAUAUAACUCUUUAACGAGCCGAAAAAGUUGGAAUUACUCAAAGAGACUUUCAUUGCCAAGAGAUUUUUCUGAACUUUCUAAAAUUGUGAAAAAGAUGGAGAAUCAUCAUAUGUUAAUGGAUAAUAUUGCAAAAUGUAACAAUGAUAUUGAAGAAGAAGUGCCUAAAAAUUUGGAUACAAAUACAACUGACACGAAUGACGACCAUGAUGAACUUACUAACACAUGUACAGAGAUUGAUGCAGUUCUGUCUGGCGCUAUUAAUGACAUUGAAUCAAAUGAUGCUGAUGAACAAUAUACCAUUGACAGUCAACAGCAAGUUGAUACUGACAUCAACAGUGAUGACACUUAUAGUACCUCCAUGGAGCUCAAUGCUGAUGCACUUUUAGCUUCAAUUAACGAGACAGUUGCAGACAGUAUGAACUGUCCAGAGCCAUCUAUUGUUGAUGCUGAGCGUGAAUCCGAAACAAGUGCCAAGUUGACGAGUGAGCGAGAUGCAGAAAUUGACAGUGAUUUUUGUACAGACACUGAAACAUCAGAUUUCAUAGAUGACGUGUUCCAAGAAGUCAAUGGUGAAGAUGACACCAUUUUGGAUGUAAUAAAUGGUGAGACUUCAGUCACUAGUGGCAUGUUAACACGUGUAGAGCAAUGUGACAGGACACUUACUGCUCCCCAUAUUGCUGAAAGUCACUCGUUGGAUAAUACCAGUGUACCCGAGACAUUUGAAGAUGCUCAACCAGAAAACAAUUUAAGAACUGAUUCUACGUCAUCUGCCAUAGCUGUCACAGUCAAUGACAUAGGACAUAAUUUAAGAACAGACUCUUCAUCAUCUGCCAUGGCUGUCAGUGACAUAUCUAGUAUUGUUUCCGAUGACGACACCAGUCUCAUGUCAGAGAUUGAACGCAAUUGUAAAAUUCUAGAGGUUUUGAAAGAUUUUAACUCUGGAUUAUCUAAAAAGGUUUCCGAAUUUGAUAAUUGGAAAAGUGAAAACGAACGCUUGAAUUUAACCUAUUUGUAGUGAAUCAAACAAAGUGGGGGUCUACUUUACAUCAAUUAUCAUUCAAUGUAGUGGCAGCUUAUCUUUGAUUAUUUAAACUUAUCAUGAGCGUCUUAAGAUCUGAAAUAUUAUUUGACAAAAUGAUAAGUUUAAGUGGCUAUUUGAAGAUAUCUUUGAAACACCGUUCCCCGUUCCCACCACUUUUAACAUACAGAGAUUACACACAUCUUAUAAUAGUUAUGUCAGAUUUAGAUUAUACAAAUACUUCAGAUAAAAUAAUUCUUCGACUAUUCCACUCAUCAGAUCUCAGAUAUCAUUAUUGUAUUUAUGAUUAUUUAACACUGUUUUUUGUAUUUAUGUAUAUAAACUUGUAAAUAGGUAAAGUUUUAAAUCAGAUAUUUGACGAUAUAUAUUUAUAUGAAAUAAAAUGAUCAGUUACUUAUAAAAGACAAGAAUAGUUAUGCUUUAACACUAGCUGUAUACAUGUAUAUGUAUAAAAAGGGACCGGGUCAAUAUUUCUAUGUUGCCCACAACGUAAUAAAUCAUAUUUCUGAAUGACCCCCAUCAUAAAAAGUGUAACGAACAUUUAUAUAGAUUUCUUUC
Molecule: messenger RNA, 3629 nt
Organism: Owenia fusiformis
Lineage: Eukaryota; Metazoa; Annelida; Polychaeta; Sabellida; Oweniidae
Source: the annotation of a GenBank genome assembly